Messenger RNA from Lasiosphaeria miniovina, 1326 nucleotides. RefSeq lists its product as uncharacterized. The transcript is spliced from 2 exons. The record is from RefSeq and is a predicted model, not a curated record. The coding region runs from base 1 to 1326 and encodes 441 amino acids. Lineage: Eukaryota; Fungi; Ascomycota; Sordariomycetes; Sordariales; Lasiosphaeriaceae.
AUGGUGGAGGUGCCGGCGGCAGGGACCGACGACACGAGCAUGGACAAGCACACAGAACCAGAGGCGGCGGAUGUUGACUCUGUCGAAGACCUCUCCGUCGCCACGGAAAUGAAAUUCCUGCUCCGCCUCACCCUCCCCCGAGAGCCAGAAGCAGACCAGAGCCGAACAGAAGACGGGCGGCAGGCCCUGCUGGAGGAGCAGACGCGCGAGAGCGUCGCGGCCACCAUCCGGGCGACGGGGCAGGCGGCGGCCACGGUCGAGGCCAUCAAGGGGGACGGGCUCGAGGAGCGGCAAGUUUGGGCGUCGCACUGGAUAGUCAAGCGGGCCAACUCGGCCUCGCCACAAGAGGCAGAGCAGGCAGAGCAGGCAGCACUGCCAUCAGGAGAUAGCAGCCACUACUGCCACUACUACUACUCUUACUACUACUACUACACAUGGAUACCGGUCGAGCUGUGCUCGCCGCGGAUGCAGCUGCGAGACCCGAGCACGCACACGCGCAUCGCGCAGGCGCUGGCAGCGCUCAAUGCCGAGUACACACUCGUGGCCAACUACACGUGCGAGGUGCACGUGCACGUGGGCCGCAUGGACGGGCGGCCGUUCGCGCUGCCGACGCUGCAGCGGCUGGCCACGCUGCUGUGGCUGGCCGAGCCGACGCUGCGCAGCAUCCGCGACCCGGCCUCGCCUAACUACCACAACGUCUUCACCUGGGGCGCCGAGCUGCGGCGCCGGAGCCGCCUCGCGCGGGCCGUCCUGGCCAGCGGCGGCACCCCGUCGAGAAGAAGAACGGGGGACGCGCAAGUCGACUCGAUCCUUGCCGCGAGCAGCAGCAGCAGCACGGCAGAGGCGUCUCGGCGGGACGUGCACGCGCUAGAGCUGAUCUGGGACGCGGCGACGCACGGCGAGCUGGGGCGGCUGCUGUCGGGGCCGGGCAAGCAGUUCCGGCGGCUGGGGUUCAACUUCAGCGCGUUCGGGCGCGAGGACGCGCGCGCGCGCACGAACCCGCGCACCGUCGAGUUCCGCAUCAUGGAGGGCACGCCGCGCGCCGACCUAGUCCUCGGCUGGCUGGCCGUUUGUGGUGCUGUUGCUGAGGCGGCGGCGCUGAGGUCAGACGAGCGGUUCCACUGUGCAGUCAGCCGCUUGCUGCUGCAGCUCGUGGAUGAGGACGAGGAUGAGGAUGGAGCGCGGCCGGGAGGGCGGGCUCUCGCAUUCCGCGAGCUGAUGCAGGACCUGCAGGUUCCGAGGGCCACGUAUGUCGCCUUUGAAGACAAGAUUGCCGCCCAGUGGACAGCAGCAGCAGUGGCCCGCCCCGAGCGAGUACCUAGGUAA